Molecule: messenger RNA, 702 nt
Organism: Etheostoma cragini (Arkansas darter)
Lineage: Eukaryota; Metazoa; Chordata; Actinopteri; Perciformes; Percidae
Product: G-protein coupled receptor-associated protein LMBRD2B-like
Exons: 5
Coding region: 58-702 (214 amino acids)
Biological process (GO): adrenergic receptor signaling pathway
Cellular component (GO): membrane
Source: RefSeq, a predicted model, not a curated record
CCAUCUAGUGUCCUGAAGCCGUGCUACAAGCCGUGGAGCUACAUCCCUGACGGGAUCAUGCCGGUGUUCUGGAGGGUGGUGUACUGGACGUCCCAGUGUCUCACAUGGCUGCUGCUGCCCUUCAUGCAGUCCUACGCCCGCUCCGGAGGCUUCUCCAUCACAGGGAAGAUAAAAACGGCUCUGAUAGAAAAUGCUAUUUACUACGGGACGUACCUGCUCAUCUUCGGCUCCCUGCUCAUUUACGUGGCUGUCCAUCCCCAGUGGCACCUGUCCUGGUACGAGCUGCAGACCAUCGGGAUCACAGCAGCUAACACCUGGGGUCUGUUCCUGCUGGUGCUGCUGCUCGGCUACGGCUUGGUGGAGAUCCCUCGCUCCUACUGGAACGCCUCACGGCACGGACACCUGCUCAUCAAGACGUAUUUCAAGGCGUCCAAGCUGAUGACGGAGAAGGCGGAUGCAGAGGAGAACCUGGAGGACGUCAUGGAGGAGGUGAGAAAAGUCAGUGAAUCCAUCAAGUACAACCAUCCGCUGAGGAAGUACAUCGAUACCAUCCUGAGAAAGUGUCCCGUGGACUACCAGGAGAAGAUGGGCAGGAACAUGGACGACUACGAGGACUUUGACGACAAACAGAACACGUACCCCAGCGAGAAGAGCCUGGUGAAGCUCCACAAGCAGGUUAGAGGAGACCCGAGCCCAGACUAG